GACGGUUUGUAUUCAGAGACGAACACAUUCAAUCAGCCUUAGAAAAGAGCAAAUGUUUUGCUAUCAGAUAUGUUAAUGAGCAAGAAAAACCAACCACCAAAUACCCUCUCAAUCCUAAUGGAAGCCCAGGUGGAUUGGCGGGUAUUUGCUCUAUGGACGGAAGGCACUUAGCCAUGAUGCCUCAUCCAGAAAGGUGUGUACAAAUGUGGCAAUGGCCGUACGUCUCUCCAAAUUGGAGCCUAAACCCUCCCGAAGAAUCCCCAUGGCUCCAAAUGUUCAGAAAUGCUACUGCCUGGUGUGAGGGUACCAAAUGCAGUGAAAGCUAAUUUUGUGUAGGAUUUCGUAUCCUACAAUACGUACUGUUAAGCGAUAGGUAUCUAUCAAUUGUGAUUUCUAAAUUAUUUUCAAUAAAUAUGUUUGCUAUUUUUGUA
Molecule: messenger RNA, 431 nt
Organism: Bemisia tabaci
Lineage: Eukaryota; Metazoa; Arthropoda; Insecta; Hemiptera; Aleyrodidae
Source: RefSeq, a predicted model, not a curated record